CCUCGCGCGGGCCCCUUGAGCAGCCGGGCGUGGCCGCCGCGAAGGCUAGCCGUGCGACGGCGCGGGCGGGGGUGCAGGCGGCCGCGGCGAUGUCGGACGCGCAGGACCUUCUUCGCCAAACCAUGUCCCGGCAAGAUGCGAGCGCCAACGCCUCCCCAUGGGUCGUUGCUUCCCGGCGAACCUCGAGGCCGGCAGAGGAGCCGAGCGGCAGAGCUGGCGGCUGGAGGGAGACCCCCGGCCGCCGGCAGUCUGCGGCCGCCGGUCUCUGGGAACCGCCGCUCUGCUUUGGGCUGAAGAGCGACUGGGUCGGCGCGGUGAUCGGUCAUGGUGGAUCAAAAAUAAGAGACAUCCAAAGUACAACAAACACCAAAAUACAAAUAAUAAAAGGGUAUCCCGAAGCAGAAGUCAAAAUUUUUGGCAGCAAGAUGAUGCAGACAAAAGCAAAAGCCGUGAUAGAUAAUCUUGUUAAAAAACAAGAAAAUUAUAAUUCAGAACCCAGAGUUGAUAUCGUUGCACUCCACCCUUCUGCUGGAAGGGGUGUAAGGGCAAAUGUCAGUGUUGUCACGGAAGAUCAGCCAUUGAUUGACUGGGAUCAAAUUCGAGAAGAAGGUUUGAAAUGGGAAAAAAAAAAGUGGGCAGAUUUGCCUCUAAUUAAGAAAAACUUUUACAUGGAGUCAGAAACAACAAGUUCAAUGUCACAAAUGCAAGUAGACAAUUGGAGGAAGGAAAAUUAUAAUAUAAUGUGUGAUGACCUGAAAGGUGGUGAGAAACGCCCUAUCCCCAACCCCACAUGUCAAUUUGAGGAUGCCUUUCAGUGUUAUCCUGAAGUUAUGGAAAACAUUCAAAAGGCAGGUUUUCAAAAGCCAACACCAAUUCAGUCACAGGCCUGGCCAAUAGUUCUACAAGGAAUAGAUCUUAUCGGAGUAGCCCAAACUGGAACAGGGAAGACACUGUCCUACUUAAUGCCUGGGUUUAUCCAUCUGGACUCUCAACCAAUAGCUAGAGAAAAAAGGAAUGGACCUGGCAUGUUAGUCCUCACACCCACUCGAGAAUUAGCUCUUCAAGUGGAAGCUGAAUGUUCUAAGUAUUCUUAUAAAGGUCUUAAAAGUGUUUGUAUAUAUGGUGGUGGAGAUAGAAAUGGACAAAUACAAGACCUGACAAAAGGUGUAGAUAUCAUUAUUGCAACUCCAGGAAGAUUGAACGAUCUGCAAAUGAAUAACUUUGUGAACCUGAAAAGUGUAACCUACUUGGUAUUAGAUGAAGCCGACAAGAUGCUGGACAUGGGAUUUGAACCCCAGAUAAUGAAGAUUUUGUUGGAUGUGCGCCCAGACAGGCAGACUGUUAUGACAAGUGCAACGUGGCCAUAUUCUGUCCGUCGACUCGCACAAUCUUAUUUGAAAGAGCCAAUGAUUGUAUAUGUUGGUACUCUGGACCUAGUUGCUGUGAGUACCGUGAAGCAGAAUAUAAUUGUCACCACAGAAGAAGAGAAACGAUCUCACAUCCAGACUUUCCUAGAGAGCAUGUCUCCCAAAGACAAAGUCAUAGUGUUUGUCAGCAGAAAAGCUGUUGCUGAUCACUUAUCAAGUGACCUCAUUCUCCAACAUAUAUCAGUGGAGUCUCUGCACGGCAACAGAGAGCAAAGCGAUCGAGAGAGAGCAUUAGAAAACUUUAAAACAGGUAAAGUGAGAAUACUGAUUGCUACUGACUUAGCAUCUCGAGGGCUUGACGUGCAUGAUGUCACACAUGUCUAUAAUUAUGAUUUUCCCCGGAACAUUGAAGAAUAUGUGCACAGGGUAGGGCGCACUGGAAGGGCAGGGAGAACUGGAGUGUCAAUUACCCUUCUCACUAGAAAUGAUUGGAGAGUUGCCAAUGAAUUAAUUAAUAUUCUGGAAAGAGCAAAUCAGAGUAUCCCAGAGGACCUUGUGUCAAUGGCUGAAAGAUACAAAGCAAAUAAACUGAAAAAAGAAAUGGAAAAAAAGUUGGGAAGACCCCAAGGAAAACCCAAGAAGUUUUAUUAAUGUCUGUGUUGAAGUGGUGCAAGCCGACUUACAGAAGAAUUCAAGAUUUUUUAGAGAUGUACUAUUUAAGAUAUAUGGAAGUAUUGGAAACAAGCUGUCAGUAUGAAGAAACUUGACUAAUUCUUAAAAUAAUGGUGUUUAAAAAUGUAGAAUUAAGUAUUUUAUACUUUCUUUAAUACAGUCAAGAGUAUUUAAACUUGAAUUUUUUUCCAUGGAUAUUAAGAAGUGUAGCAUUAAAAUUUUUUGACUUUUCAUUAUCUUUUUAUUUAAAAAACAUAUUUUGUCUCCUGUAAUUUUUCUGUAUUGAGGUCUCUAAAGGGUUUAAAGUUUGUUCAGAUGUUGUCGUGGCAGUGAAAAAGACACUGUUAACAAAAUAAAAUUUUUUCUAUGAUAAAAAGACAAGCUGAUCUCUGUCUUUCUGAAUAGCCCUUUAAUUUUGUGUUUGUUAAACAGUAUUUUAUUUGGGGGUAUUUUUCUUCAGUGAUUAAACUUUACCUACUUUGAAAUGAAACAGUAAAAGGAUUUCGUGGGACCAAAAUAUGCAAUAGCUGUUUCUUACAUUCUAGCCUAUAGUUGCAUGCUAAAAUAAAUCAUAGGAAAAUAAUUUCACUUCCAUGAAAGGUUUUUUGAUUAGUCACAUUCCCUAACUUCGCUUUACAGUUUUGUGUAGUUUUUUGCUCCAUACAUGAUAGUUACUUGUAUGUAUUACCAUUUAGUAUUUACAGAAGUAUUCAUAUUUGUAUAGUCAGGCCAUAAUCAUCUCAUCUUACAUUACUCAUUCAUGCAAUAAUAGUUUCCUGGUAUUAGUGAUAAGAUUGGUAAGAUAACAGAAAAGAAAUAAAGGUAAAAGCAGAAAUUAAUGAAUAAGAAAAUAAAAUAAAUCCUGCUACAAAACAUUAAACAAGAUGAGUUCUUCAACUCAUUCUAUGAAA
Equus caballus (horse) is the source of this 2950-nucleotide messenger RNA. RefSeq names its product DEAD-box helicase 43 (gene DDX43). Gene Ontology annotation, molecular function: ATP binding; RNA helicase activity; RNA binding. NCBI's taxonomy places the organism in Eukaryota, Metazoa, Chordata, Mammalia, Perissodactyla, Equidae. The record is from RefSeq and is a predicted model, not a curated record.